CUCUCUGUGCUGAGGCUGCCUGCCUUGCCUGCUCCUAGUUGUUGUGAGCUGGAAGCAGCGCCGAGCAGAGCCAAUAAUAACUUUCGCCGCUUUCCUCCUCGCAUCCUUUCACCCUAAGAUGCCUGGAAUGAUGGAGAAAGGCUCGGAGUACUUGGGCAAAGGACGAUCGAACGGCACCAAGAGCCCCGCUGGCGCUUCUUCCAAUGGACAUUAUUCUGAGGAGAGUGGCAGUGACGACGAGCACGGUGGUAGCCUCGAACGCUAUGCGAAAAAAUAUCAAACUUCUUUUGUAAACCUUGGAGUCUUUAAACCCCGAUUUAGUCGAUAUGUCGGAAUGCGAGUGGGCUCUGACUAUCAGGCAUCCAUUCCGGAAUUUAACCCUGGUGCUACAAAAUACAGUGAUAAAGAAAUUGGUGGUAUGCUAGUUUGGUCUCCAUAUCACAUAAUUCCAGAUGUAAAAUUGGAUGAGUAUAUUGCAGUAGCAAAGGAAAAACAUGGCUACAAUGUGGAACAGGCUUUGGGAAUGUUAUUCUGGCACAAACACAACAUUGAGAAGUCAUUGGCGGACUUGCCUAACUUCACCCCUUUUCCAGAUGAAUGGACUGUUGAAGAUAAGGUCCUCUUUGAACAGGCCUUCAGCUUUCAUGGAAAGAGCUUUCACAGAAUUCAGCAGAUGUUACCAGAUAAGUCAAUUGCAAGUUUAGUGAAGUACUACUAUUCAUGGAAAAAGACUCGAUCACGAACAAGUUUAAUGGAUCGGCAAGCACGAAAAUUAGCUAAUAGAAACAAUCAAGAUGAAAGUGAUGAUGGAAUGGAGGAAGGAGCUGCAAAUGACGUGAAUGACAGUGAUUAUGACCCCACUAAAGAAGCUAAAAAGGAGGGAAAUCCUGAUCCACCUGUGCAGGUCAGCAGAGUUGGCUCGGUCAGACGUGAGCUUCCAAGUUUGCAGCAUCGUCACCACCCAUUACGAUCCAAGUGUCGACCACCAAAAGGAAUGUAUCUUAGUCAAGAAGAUGUUGGAGCCAUGUCCUGCAGCCCAAAUGCAGCAAGUACCAUUCUUAGACAACUUGAUAUGGAACUAAUCUCAUUGAAACGCCAGGUACAAAAUGCCAAGCAAGUUAACAGUGCAUUGAAGCUGAAAUUAGAAGGAGGUAUAGAAGAAUUCAAACCACCUGAGUCAACUCAGAAAAUCAAUGCACGCUGGACAACGGAGGAGCAGCUGCUUGCAGUUCAAGGUGUCCGCAAAUAUGGAAAGGAUUUCCAAGCUAUCGCAGAUGUAAUUGGAAACAAAACCGUCGGCCAAGUGAAGAAUUUUUUUGUUAACUACAGACGUCGUUUUAAUCUUGAAGAAGUCUUGCAGGAAUGGGAAGCGGAGCAAGGAACGCAAGAAUCGAAUGGAGUUUCAACCACACCAGGGGAGGAAAGAAAGCCUGCUUUGAAUUCUCUUGCAUCUAAAAGUCCAGAUGUAGAAGAAGAGAUCCCAUCACCUCCUGUCUCUGCUCCAGUUCCUCCAACACCUGUUACCGUAGCUGUUACAUGUGUGGCUACAUUAAAUCAGCCUCCUCCACUGCUUCGACCAGUGCUUCCUGCAGCUCCUGCUCUUCAUCGUCAACCACCUCCACUCCAGCAACAAACUCGUUUUCUACAGCCAAGACCAACCCUUAACCAGCCUCCACCACCAUUAAUUCGCCCAAAUAACCCUAUUCCACCCCGUUUGAAUCCUAGGCCAGUACUACAGCAACCUCCAUCACUGAUUGGAAUUCAAUCUGAAUCACAAUCUUCAUCCUUGCAUUGACCUGAUUUUUAAAAAAAUAAUUGCUUGUGUGGCUUGGUUUAACUCAAGAUGCUUCACAUAAUCCCAAAUUCAUCACCCAAGAAGACUAUUUAACACUAUCUAAUUGUUUCUCAGUGUCCUCUACAUUUCUCAAGUUCUUCAUUUUGAUGAAUUGAACUGUUAACAACACAAACAUUUAAAUUAGUUUGUUUAUUAUAUAUGUGUACAUAGCAUUUUGUAAAAGAAAAAAAAGGCCAGUAGGUUUGAAGAACUUACAAAAAUGUUUCUAGGACAGUUAUUUAUGGAAUUUGAUGCAUCAAGGCAUUUGUUUUCUUUUGCCCUAUAUUAAUUUAUUAUCUUUGAAAAUAGUGUUCAUUUAAUGAAGGUGAAAACAUCAUGAACCCUUUAAGAUUGUAUUGUACAAAAUGCAAUCUUUUGACAUUGUAUUUUUUUAUGGUUAAAGUUUUUUGAAUUCAACAGCAUUAAACUCCUGGUUAUAUUAAUCAAAACCUUAGACCGAAGGAAGUGUCCUUAAUUUUGUUCGAACACCAUCUGAUUAGAUUGAAAUUAAUCAUGAUUUAAACUGAACAUUGUAAAAUUAUUAAUUUGGUUUUGAUACCAAAGAGGUGCACUUGCUUUAAGAUAACUCCAGAAAACUUACAUAAUUUGAAUUCCAAUAAAAUUAGCUGUGUUACAUCUCAUUAAUAUUUUUGCCAUUUCUCCUAUUUUUUAAAAAUAUCAAUUUAUAAGCUUAUUAGGUACUGAACUGCAGCAUUUACUGCAUUCUUUGUAGCAUACAAAUAUUUUAAAUUCAUAUUUUUUAAUUAAUUUUUAACUAAAACUAACACAAUACAUGUAGUGAAUCCAAUUCACACUGACAAAAGAAUCAGUAAUGGUCCAUUCAUCAUGUUAUCAAAUUAAUCUAUCAUCAUUGAUUUUGAUAAUAAGUCCUCGAACAGCUAUGCCAAGCCAAUAGAUCGUGUAUCUGAGUUACAAGAGUGUGAAGAGAUGCUGUGAUACAUCUUUGAACUUUGCCAGUUAUUAAUCUGGCUGUUAGACUGAACCAUAGACUACAGCUGGAUACUUCAGAAGGGAAGAUUGCCAAGAAAGCCUAGGCACAAUUGCCUUACCCUAAUAAAAAUGUGCCUCUGUAUGCCUGCUGAAGGUGAUGAUCAUAACUAAGAAGAUCUUGCAUUCCCAACUGAAGGAGACUCAAAUGUAGAUCGAGUCUUGCAGGGAAAUAAAUGAGGGGAGGGUAUGGGGCAGUUUUUCCAAAUAGUUACUUUUUAUUAAAAAUGGCUUGAGACUAUUAAUAUGCAUUAACACUUGUUUAUUUUUCAGUGUAAGAUGUUUGAAAAUACUAAAAUAAAAUUAUACUGUAAUUUGAUUUAGAAGAUAGCACAAAGAACCUAUAAAACCUCAACGUUCUUUAGUUUACUGUAUAUAUUGACAUGGGUUUGUUUUAAUUUAGUUUUAGCUUUCAGUUUAAAGGAUUUGUACUAUUUGUGCAUGUACAGUCAGAGCUUCCUUAUUUAUCUGUUUAGUCAGUACAUUUUGCAUGCAUUUCAAGUAGUAUUUUUAGUGUAAUAAAUUGUGCACUAGCUUCUUUGCUGUAAUAAACCUCUAUCUGGAAUUGCUUUUUUUUUUGUAUUUUAUGAAGAAUUGUUCCAAUGGUGUGACAAUAAAAAUGCUGUUAUUAAAGGGCUCUUCCUGGAGUGUGACAAAACUGUAAUUCUGUUGAUAGCAGCUUAUUAAAUAUUGCUGAGAAAAA
Molecule: messenger RNA, 3545 nt
Organism: Hypanus sabinus (Atlantic stingray)
Lineage: Eukaryota; Metazoa; Chordata; Chondrichthyes; Myliobatiformes; Dasyatidae
Gene: rcor3
Product: REST corepressor 3
Exons: 12
Coding region: 119-1795 (558 amino acids)
Biological process (GO): regulation of transcription by RNA polymerase II; negative regulation of DNA-templated transcription
Cellular component (GO): transcription regulator complex; histone deacetylase complex
Molecular function (GO): transcription corepressor activity
Source: RefSeq, a predicted model, not a curated record